CCAGUAGUCCUCCUCCUGUCAGCACCAUGCUCCCCGGCCUGCAGCGCCCCCUGCUGGCCGCUCUCCUCUACCUGCUGCCCGGCGGACUGAGCCGCCUGCCGGGAUACAGCAACGGUUUCCACUACCAGGACAUCAGCAACGGCAACGGCAACGGAGAGAUUUAUUUUAACGGGGUCCGUCUCCACGUGGAGUCCCCGCAGCACUCGGUGUCGGCCACCAGGGGGAGCAGCGUCACGCUGCCCUGCCACUACCACUACGAGCCGGAGCUGAACACGCCGCGCAGGACCCGGGUCAAGUGGUCCUGGCUGCCCGCCAACACCGCCACGGCCCCCGUCACCCCCGAGGCCAUCGCCAGGGAGACCGAGGUCAUGGUCGCCAUGGGCAACCGCCACCGCAGCUACGGCAGCUUCCGGGGCCGCGUGCGCCUGAGACGCUCGGUGCCGGGCGACAUGAGCCUGGUGAUCAACGAGCUGCAGCUCAACGACACGGGACGCUACAGGUGUGAGGUCAUCGACGGGCUGGAGGACGACAGCGUGACGGUGGAGCUGGAGCUCCGGGGCGUGGUGUUCCCGUACUUCUCCCAGAAAGGACGCUACCACUUUAACUUCUUCGGGGCCCAGCAGGCGUGCCAGGACCAGGACGCCACCCUGGCGACCUUCGAGCAGCUCUACGCGGCGUGGGAGGAGGGGCUGGACUGGUGCAACGCCGGCUGGUUGGCCGACGGGACGGUGCAGUAUCCAAUCACGGCGCCGCGGGACGGCUGCGGCGGCGUGGACUUGGCUCCCGGUCUGCGCAGCUACGGACAACGCCACCGCCUCCUCCACAGCUACGACGCUUUCUGCUUCUCCGCCUCCGUCAAGGGGACCGUGUACUUCCUGAAGCAGCGGACCCGGCUGAACUUCACGGAGGCGGUCCAGGCGUGCUCCAGAGACGGGAGUCAGAUCUCCAGGGUGGGCCAGAUGUUCACGGCCUGGAAGCUGACGGGUUUGGACCGCUGUGACGCCGGCUGGCUGGCCGACGGCAGCGUGCGCUACCCCAUCACCAAGCCGCGGGAUAACUGCGGCCCGCCGGAGCCCGGCGUCCGCAGCUUCGGGUUCCCGCCUCCCUACCUGAAGUUUGGCGUCUACUGCUACCGGUAGACGCUUCGAUACUCAAACGAACUCUUUCUAACGGCUCCAGAGGUUAGUGAGAGCUGCAGCCUGGAGCCACAUCAGCUGUUGGUUCAUUUCUGACUGUAACUGAUCUAACUUUACUACCAGUCAACAACUGUUUAGAUAUCUGCACCCAUUUGUUCUCAAAGGACCAGAGUGUGAAUUUAGGGCAGGCAGGUCCAAACUAUUCCAUUAACCCUUUGAUGUACAACAUAUAAACACCUUCUAAAGCACAACAUUGGUCAAAAUUGACCUUCUGCAAUAGAAGCGGAAAAUUCAGAAAUGAAUAAAUUAAAACAAAAAAUUAGGAUGUAUGUUGAUCAAAAACCUGGAAUACUGACUGAUGAAAUUAAUUUAUUGCAAAGAAUUGCAUAGAAUAUAAAAAUGUAGUCGGGUCACUUUAGACCAUGUUGUGCAUCAAAGGGUUAAGGGUCGUGUGGCUGCAGAUCUUUGUUCCAACCAAUCAUCAAUCUUGAGAUCAGCUGAUUAAAGGACUCGUGCCUGUUGGGAGUAAAACCUGCAGCCACACGGCCCUUUAUGGAAACGUUCAGAUAUGCCUGAUUUAGGAGAUCUGUUGUCAGAAAUGGAACAUAACAUUCAUACUUAUAUUUUCAUAGAUACAAUAACCUGAAACUGAGGGCGUUUUCACACCUGAAAGUCCGA
Molecule: messenger RNA, 1814 nt
Organism: Centropristis striata (black sea bass)
Lineage: Eukaryota; Metazoa; Chordata; Actinopteri; Perciformes; Serranidae
Gene: hapln3
Product: hyaluronan and proteoglycan link protein 3
Exons: 4
Coding region: 27-1139 (370 amino acids)
Biological process (GO): cell adhesion
Molecular function (GO): hyaluronic acid binding
Source: RefSeq, a predicted model, not a curated record